Paramisgurnus dabryanus is the source of this 2520-nucleotide messenger RNA. It is a transcript of the gene cyp19a1b, whose product is annotated as cytochrome P450, family 19, subfamily A, polypeptide 1b. The record is from RefSeq and is a predicted model, not a curated record. Gene Ontology annotation, molecular function: iron ion binding; heme binding; aromatase activity. NCBI's taxonomy places the organism in Eukaryota, Metazoa, Chordata, Actinopteri, Cypriniformes, Cobitidae. Gene Ontology annotation, cellular component: endoplasmic reticulum. Gene Ontology annotation, biological process: female gonad development; response to estradiol.
CUAAAACUGCUCAGUGGGUGUGGUUUGAGGAAUUGUUAACACAUGUUCCUUCUCUAACAAGUCUCAACGCUGUUUGUUGUGGAGCGUGUUCUCACGCUUGUUUGGUUUUGUUUUGAUGUUAUAUAAUUGGGUUACUCGGUUCUGUCUGAUACUUAUACCAUUCCUGUGUUUGACGGGAUCGGUGUUGGAUGACACGCGAUGGAUGAGGCGGUCAAGGGUUCGAUAGACAUCACAGCUAUCCUGCUGGUACUGACAGGAAUCUUACUGCUGGUUCUGCUGCACAAAAACUGGAAGAACCAAUCGGCUAUCCCAGGUCCCCAAUGGUUGUUGGGUCUCGGCCCAAUUUUGAGCUACAGCAGGUUUCUGUGGAUGGGAAUAGGAAGCGCAUCCAACUAUUACAAUGAAAAAUAUGGCAGCAUUGCUCGAGUUUGGAUCAACGGAGAAGAGACCAUCAUACUCAGCAAAUCUUCAGCUGUGUAUCAGGUUCUGAAGAGCAGUAACUACAUUGGGCGGUUUGCCAGUAAAAAAGGUUUGCAGUGUAUCGGCAUGUUUGAACAAGGUAUCAUCUUUAACAGCAACAUCGCACUGUGGAAAAAAGUGAGGACGUACUUCACCAAAGCUCUGUCAGGUCCAGGUCUUCAGAAAUCGGUGGAAAUAUCCGUCAACGCUACCAGAAAACAGCUUGAUGUCCUGCAGGAGUUCACAGAUCCUUCAGGACACGUGGAUGUGCUGAAUCUUCUGCGCUGUAUUGUGGUGGACGUCUCCAACCGUCUCUUUCUAGGAAUUCCUCUCAAUGAAAAAGAUUUACUGUUAAAGAUCCAUCGGUACUUCAGCACCUGGCAGGCGGUUCUGAUACAGCCCGAUCUUUUCUUCAGACUCAACAUUUUGUACAAAAACUACCACAUGGCAGCAAAGGAACUUCAGGAUGAGAUGGAAAACCUUGUGGAAAAGAAACGUCAAAUCAUAAACAAUACAGAAAAGCUGGACGAGAUGGAUUUUGCCACAGAGCUGAUAUUUGCUCAGAACCAGGGCGAGCUGUCUGCGAAUGACGUGAGGCAGUGUGUGCUGGAGAUGGUGAUAGCCGCUCCAGAUACGCUUUCCAUCAGCCUGUUCUUCAUGUUUGUCCUAUUGAAGCAAAACUCAGCCGUGGAGGAGCAGAUCGUACAGGAGAUAGAGUCGAAAAUAGGUGAGCGUGACGUACAGUCUGCUGAUCUACAAAACCUGAAUGUUCUCGAGUGUUUCAUUAAAGAAUCACUGAGGUUUCAUCCAGUGGUGGAUUUCAUCAUGAGGCAAGCUCUGGAUGAUGACUACAUCGAUGGCUACAGGGUGGCAAAAGGGACAAAUCUCAUACUGAACGUUGGACGCAUGCACAGAUCAGAGUUUUUUAAAAAACCAAACGAAUUCAGCCUGGACAACUUUGAAAACAACGUUCCCUCACGAUACUUCCAACCAUUCGGCUGCGGUCCACGGGCCUGCGUUGGGAAGCACAUCGCAAUGGUGAUGACAAAGGCCAUCCUGGUGACCAUGUUGUCGAGGUUCACGGUCUGUCCUCGGCAGGGCUGCACCAUCAGCACCAUCAAACAGACGAACAACCUCUCCAUGCAGCCUGUGGAGGAAGAUCCAGACUGCCUGGCCAUGCGCUUCAUACCACGAACACAGAAAACGUACAGCAGUGAAAUUAUAGAUAACCACAGCACAAAAUAUACAUAAAAACAAGUUAAUGAUGGCUGCUCCUGACCUUUAGGGGGCAAUAGAGAGGCUACUGCUAGAAAAAUCAUUUGGGGAAAAUGAGUAUGUAAUAGCCCUAAUAAUAUAUACUCUGUUUUUAUUAUGGGAAAGCAUCUACAUGAUACAAGUUCUGGGAAACACUAACAAGUAGACGACAUUUUAUUUGUUAACAGCAAUCUUUCGUGCAUCUGAGCAUUUUUUUGUUCGCUAUUUUUUAUAAGAUGUUUAUUAUAUCACUUAAUGCAAUAAUUUUGUGAAUCAUCACUUAUUUAAUUUAAUAAUUCAGUGCAUCGUCACUAAACUCCCAUGAGUUUUGGGUAAUAUCGACCAUUAGUGUGUACACUGCCAAAAAUUACUCUCUUACUUAGUAUUUUUGUCUUGUUUUCAGUACAAAUAUCUAUAAAUUCUUAAAUUAGUGGGUGUACACACCAAAACUUUUAAACGCGGCUGAAAACGGCAGGCGGAUGCCGACUGCCAGCUUUUUUAGCUGAGCGCUUUGGUUACUGUGAUACUUGCUGCUUUGUUUAUCAGUCGUUGAACGAUACACCAUUUGGUUGUUGUGAUGUUUAUCCUCCACUGUGAUUGUGUGAAAAGCUCUGCCGUCCGAAGAUAUAUUUUUUCAACUCUCAGCGCGGAAAAAAAGCCGAGCGCCAGCUUUUACAACGAAAAAUGCCAGUUGCUGGCUUUUUUGAAAAGCGCCGCUCUUCAACAAUUCAAAACAUACAUCGGCUACUGGCAAAAGCGCUUUUCGCUACCUUAAGAUGCAUUUUCUUGAGGAGCAAAAUUACCUAA